Sphenostylis stenocarpa is the source of this 4626-nucleotide messenger RNA. Lineage: Eukaryota; Viridiplantae; Streptophyta; Magnoliopsida; Fabales; Fabaceae. The record is from the annotation of a GenBank genome assembly.
AUGUCAUGGGAACAAGUUUUAAGAUAUGCCAGCUUGAGGAAGAGAUAUAUCUCUUUGUAUGCUUCACUACUUAAAUCUGACCCCACUCAGGUGACAAUUAGUGGCAACAAAGAGAUUGAAGACCUAGAUCGGGAACUUGAUAUUGAACUCAUAUUGCAAUGGAGAAUGUUGGCUCACAAGUUUGUGGAGCAAUCAGCAGAGUCAAACCAUAACAUGAGGAAACAGAAAGCUCAAAAAUCUUGGACUAGUGAAUCUCCUAAAGAGGAAAGUGAGGAAUUUAGGUUCAGUGAAGAGGACUGGAACCAGUUGAAUAAAAUAAUAGGAUAUAAGGAGGGUGAUGAUGGACAAUUGGCUGUAAAUAGCAAGGAGGAUGUUAUCCAUACUUUUCUGGAAGUUCACAUGAAUCAUAAUGCUUCAAAGCUUAUCGGGGAAACCAAAGAGUCUGUUGCUGAAUUAUCAUGUGAAGACCUCAGUUGCUCAAUAAAACUUUAUCCAGAAACAAAGGUCUUUGACAUUAAGUUGGGCUCCUAUAAGUUAUCAUCACCAAAAGGUCUCCUUGCAGAGAGUGCAACUUCCUAUGACUCAUUAGUUGGUGUCUUCCAUUACAAACCUUUCGAUGACAAGGUGGACUGGAGGAUGGUUGCCAAAGCAUCUCCAUGUUACAUGACUUACAUGAAGGACAGCAUUGAUCAAAUUCUGAAAUUCUUUGAAAGUAAUACUGCUGUAAGUCAGACCAUAGCACUAGAAACUGCAGCUGCUGUUCAGAUGACAAUUGAUGAAGUGAAGCGCACUGCACAACAGCAAAUGAAUAGAGCAUUAAAGGAUCAUGCCAGUGAUGUAUCAGCAUUUUUGUUUGAUGGGGACUAUCACUGGAGCCAAGUUUCUAUGAAUAAGUCUGCCCAUUCAACUAGCAACAGUUUCUUCCCAAUUAUUGACAAGUGUGGAGUCAUCUUACAGCUUCAACAGAUUCGUUUAGAGACUCCAUAUUAUCCUGCAACACGCCUUGCUGUGAGGCUUCCAUCAUUGGGCUUUCAUUUUUCACCUGCUCGGUAUCAUCGGCUGAUGCAUGUGAUAAAGAUUUUUGAGGAGGACGAUGGUGACAGUUCUGAGUUUCUUCAUCCUUGGAAUCAGGCUGAUCUUGAGGGUUGGUUGUCUCUUUUAACUUGGAAGGUAGUGAUCUCAUUAGACCCUUUUGGUAAGCUCUAUUGGCUCUAUCGUUGUCCAUGUAGCACUAAUCUGGAUUUUUAUUGGAUUACAUUUAAGGACUACAGUCAGUUUCUUCAGUUAGCUUUGGUUGAGGUCGAUGUUGAUAUGUUUGAGGGAUCCCUCAGCCAGAGGCUCCAAUGUGGGAACAUCUUGAUUCACCUAAUGAAUAGAUGGAAGGGGCACAAGAACAAGUUGUCACCCCAAUCGGGCAAUCAUAGUGUUGCCGAUAGUGCGUCAACCGGUGCAUGCGCACCUCAUCUCCAACAUGUUGUCUUCAACCCAGCUCGCGACUACUAUACAUGGCGGUGCAUUUGGCCAAAAUUUUGGCAGAAAAUCUUCGGUGUUGAACUCAACUUGUUAUCCCUCUUUCUAGAUUUGUCCCGGCCUUUCCUUGAGCAUGAUGGAGAUGAUGGCCUCAAGUGUGUGAGUGUGUCAGAGAAUUCUCUUACCAAUGGUGAUUUUCAUGGCUUCGUGCAACAGAGAGAGAACCGAGAAGAAGGUCUUUUAAGUGAGUUGUUAGGUUUUGAUGCUCCAAUUUCUGGACUAUCUGAAACCUCAUCAGAUCAGGAGGAUACUGAAUCUGAACAUGAUAUUGAUGUAGGGAUUGCUGAAAGUUUGUUUGUAACAGGUGUUCUUGAUGAGUUAAAGAUUUGCUUCAGUUAUAGUUAUCAGUCGGAUCAGAGCUUAAUGAAAGUUCUCUUAAAUGAAGAAAAUCAAUUGUUUGAAUUUCGGGCAAUAGGCGGUCAGGUGGAAGUUUCUAUCAGAGACAAUAACAUUUUUGUUGGCACUAUCUUGAAGUCUUUGGAAAUAGAAGAUUUAGUUUGCUAUAGUCAACAAUUGUCCCAGCCUUGUUUUUUGGCAAGAUCUUAUAUUGGGACUGCGGCUGAAAAUUCAUUACUUUACAAUACCGUGAGAGAAGAUGUUGAAAGUGGUGGAUUCAUUCCUACUGAAACUGAUGAUAAGUUUUAUGAGGCACCUGAGACUUUAGCAGAAAGUGCUGAGUAUCCUAUGCAGUCUCCUGGAGGUACAUCAGAAUACCGAACUAGUUCGGCCAGUGACAUCCAAUUAAAUAAUUCAUCUCUGAAACCCCCAAAGUUUAGUCGCAUUACUGGACUUCUACCUUGUGACUCUUCUUCUAGUAGGAAGGAGCUACAACUCCAUGACACAUUGGAGAGUUUUGUCAAAGCUCAAAUAAUUAUCUAUGACCAGAAUUCUUCUCAGUAUAAGAAUAUAGACAAGCAGGUGAUAGUUACUCUGGCUACGUUGACAUUUUUCUGUCGAAGACCAACAAUCCUUGCCAUUAUGGAAUUUAUUAAUUCCGUGAGUAUUGAGGAUGAGAGCCUUGCAACUUCUAGUGGUAUCCCUUCAACAGCCAGAAUUAAAAAUGAUGUUUCAGGAGAUGUAGAUGAUGUACAAUCUACUGGUGUUGAGGAUCAUGCUGUUAAGGGCUUGUUUGGAAAAGGUAAAUCCAGAGUUAUGUUCAAUCUGACAUUAAAAAUGGCACAGGCUCAAAUCCUUUUGAUGAAGGAAAAUGAAACCACACUUGCUUGUUUGUCUCAAGAGAGUUUGCUUACAGAAAUCAAGGUGUUCCCUUCCUCCUUUAGUAUUAAAGCAGCAUUGGGGAAUCUAAAAAUCAGUGAUAAUAGCCUACAUAGCAGUCAUUUAUAUUACUGGGCAUGUGAUAUGAGAAAUCCCGGGGGCAGAUCUUUUGUGGAGUUGGAGUUCACAUCAUUUAGCAACGAUGAUGAAGACUAUGAAGGUUAUGAUUUCAGUCUUUUUGGAGAACUUUCAGAAGUGCGCAUUGUGUAUCUGAAUCGAUUUGUGCAGGAGGUUAUUGGCUACUUCAUGGGUCUUGUUCCAGACAGCCCAAAGAGUGUUGUUAAAGUAACAGAUCAAGUCACAAAUUCAGAGAAGUGGUUUUCAGCUAGCGAGAUUGAAGGAUCACCGGCUGUGAAGUUUGAUCUUUCUCUCAAGAAGCCUAUAAUAUUAAUGCCACGGAGGACAGAUAGCCUUGAUUUUCUGAAGCUUGAUAUUGUUCAUAUAACUGUGAAGAACACAUUUCAGUGGAUUGGUGGAAGUAAAACUGAGAUUAAUGCAGUGCACUUGGAAACAUUGACUGUCCAGGUUGAAGAAAUCAACUUGAACGUUGGAACUGGAUCAGACAUAGGUGAAAGCAUAAUUCAGGAUGUGAAUGGGCUAUCUGUGAUUAUUCACCGGUCACUUCGAGACUUAUUACAUCAAUUUCCAAGUAUUGAAGUUAUAGUCAAGAUUGAAGAGUUGAAGGCAGAAAUGUCAAAUAAAGAAUAUGAAAUCAUUACUGAGUGUGCUGUCUCUAACUUUUCUGAGGUCCCACAUAUUCCUACACCGUUGAAUCAAUAUUCCUCCAUGACAUUAAAUGAUGCAACAGGAGAUGUUGCCCCUGAGGUUACUAAUGGUGAUUCAGGGACCACAAAUGUUGAAGCCUCUGUCCUUCUGAAAGUCAGCAGUGCAUGGCUGCUGUAUAAGUCCAGUACAGCAGGAAAUGGAUUCCUCUCUGCAACACUGCAAGGUUUCAGUGUGUUUGAUGAUCGUGAGGGAGUUGAACAAGAAUUUCGGUUAGCAAUAGGAAAGCCUGAGGAUGUAGGACCCAAUCCUAUAAAUACUUCUUCAUAUGAUCAAAACAAGGACUCAGUUGAUAGUAGCUUAAUCAAGGGAAAUGAUUUCGAUCUAGUUCAGACAAUGCUCAUUGUUGAUGUAAAAUUUGGUCAGGAUUCGACAUUUGUUUCUUUGGGUGUCCAGAGGCCUCAGUUGCUUGUUGCACUAGAUUUUCUUCUUGCUGUAGUUGAGUUUUUCGUUCCAACAGUCAGCAGUAUGCUAUCAGUUGAAGAACCUAGGUCUGACAUGCUCGAAGCUAUCAUCAUCGAUCAAUCAGUCUACAAGCAACCUUGUGCUGAAUUUUCCUUGUCACCUAAAAAGCCUUUAAUAGUUGAUGAUGAUAGUUUUGAUCACUUUAUUUACGAUGGUGAUGGUGGAAUAUUAUAUUUAAAGGAUAGACAAGGUUUUAAUCUUGCAGCAGCUAGCCCAGAGGCUAUAAUAUACAUUGGAGAAGGGAAGAGGUUGCAGUUCAAAAAUGUUGUUAUUAAGGGUGGAAAGCAUUUGGAUUCUUGUGUAUUUCUUGGAGCAAACAGUAGCUAUUCAGCUUUAGAGUCUGAUCACGUUUACUUGGAAGAAUUAGUUGAAAGUCCUCAGUCUAGGUCUGUGAGAGGAAGUGACGAAGUACCAUGUCAGAAUAAUGCUGUUAACAACUCCACAGAACUGAUCAUUGAGCUUCAGGCUGUUGGCCCUGAGCUUACCUUUUAUAACACCUCAAAAGAUGUAGGAGAGUUAUUAAACCUAUCUAAUAAACUUCUACUUGCACAGUUGGAUGCAUUUUGCAGGUGA